UAACAGGGUCCCCCAGCGGGGACUGCCGCGGGGUGACACCGGGCGCUGCUCUCCGCCGGUGCCCAGUCGGGUGCGGGACAUGAGAGCUCAUCCCGGGCUGGAGGCGGCGGCGGGCGGCGGCGAGAUGGCGGCUCCGUGCGCCGAGCGGGAGCGGCAGGAGCGGCUGCGGGAGGCGGCGGCGCUGGGGGACGCGGCGGAGGUGCAGCGGCUGGUGGAGCUGGGGGUCAGCCUCAACGCGCAGAACGAAGUCAACGGCUGGACUUGUUUGCACUGGGCAUGUAAACGGAACCACGCUCCGGUGGUGGCUUACCUGCUGCACGCUGGUGCUGACAAGGAGAUCCUCACAAAGAAAGGAGAAAGGCCAGCCCAGUUAACAUCAAAGAGAGAGAUAAGGAAGAUGUUGGGAGUGGAAGAUGAUGAACUGCCAGACUUAAAGAAAGAGUCAGAUCUGCCAAUCAUUCCUAAUUACUUGGCUAACCCACCUUUCCCUUACGUUUAUAACACUAUGAGUAACAGUAUUCCAGAUCCCUCCAUGAAUGGGAGUAUCUCACACUUAGAACCACGAGAUACCGACUCUGCUUCCUUACCUGAUGUGGAGACCUACAUGCGUGCACCGCUACACCAUGGGCAUGCUGCUCCUGAGGUGGCUGAUACCGCAGGCACACCGUCACUGCCCCGUGGGUGUACUGUACCUCCACACACAAAACCUGUCCUUCAGAGAGCUCCAGUGUACCAGGGAUCUGUGUCUUGGAGCAGAAGUGCCCCUUCGCCGGCUGGAUCGAAUCAGUCUGUGCCUCAGCAAGAGAAUGGCUCCAGUAUGGGAGCCAGCAUGCCAGCGUUUCAGCCGGUUUUCUUCACCGGAGCUUUCCCACUUAAUAUGCAAGAACUGGUGCUUAAAGUUAGAAUACAAAACCCUAAUCUCAGAGAAAAUGACUUCAUUGAAAUUGAACUGGACAGGCAAGAACUGACCUAUAAGGAAUUGCUCCGAGUGAGUUGCCGUGAGCUGGGUGUUAACCCUGAGCAUGUACAGAAGAUCAGAAAAUUACCAAAUACAAUGUUAAGAAAGGACAAAGAUGUGGCAAGGCUACAGGAUUUCCAAGAACUGGAGCUUGUUCUAACAGUAAGCGACAAAAACUUACUUUUCAGAGUCCCAACACUUUCUGAACGGAGUGGUUAUAACAAGGCGGCAUCGGAACUUACAUAUUAAUUAUUUAAAGAAUAAAACAGAAGAUUUGUAGCUCUCAUUUUAAAAUUACGUUUGAAAUACAGUAUCUAUAAGGGCUAAUGAUGCAAAAAAAUCUAUUUUGUUAACCAUGAAAUAAACUAAAGUUGUUAUGCACAGUUAUAGCUUCUAGUUAAUCCAAGAGUAACGAGUCUGAUGUAAAAGUAGCUUAAUGCAAAGGAAGUAUUGGUAGAACUAUCUGUUAAUGCAACACUUUUUUCCUUACAAAAAGAUAAUCUUGAAAUACUGCAGAGUUAGCAGCUCUCAGGGAAAGGCUUACCUUAAGCUGUUCUAAUAAUUUGUUUGCUAUAAAAUAGCAGAGGUACUCAAGCUAAAGAACCUGCCACGAAACCCAUUUAAUAUACUGAGUCCAUUACCAUUAACAUUCACUUUUUGCAUCAUACAUUUUAAAUCAUAUCUUAGAAGGAAAAAAAGCAGAAGGGUUUGAAUCUGUGGAAGAAGCACAAAAUGAUGUCUACUUUAAAUACUAUCAAGUGACUUAUUACUUUACAAGUAAUCACUUAGAAGUGAUUUCUUAAUCCCUGUUUACACUCUUCCCUAUUUCUCAGGUUGAAAAUGAAAAGUGAUAGCAAUUAUCCAAAUCAUAAAUAUGCUCUCAACCAAAAUCCCUUUUACUGUCUGUCAGUAAACAGAACUGACAUGUGCAAUUAAAAAUACUAUUUUUGUUACUGUAUUGACAUCGCAUUUCUCCAACACUGCUUUAAUUUCCCCUUUUGAAAGCACAAAAAUUGUAAUUGUAUUUUCCUUUGACCUCUACAUUCCUGAGAAAGGUCACAUCUUGAUCAUUUAAAGUUGCCUGUGUAAAAAGAAACUAUGCCCAGGGUUUUCUGGGCUGAUAUUAAAUCUUGAUGUUCCUAUGCAAUGUACUUUCUUUUUCCCACCAAUGACUUGUCUUUACCCAUGUUGUUUACUGAAAAAGGAUUACUUUUCCUAUUCCUGGUACUUAAAAUGCAGAAUUAGACUACUAUGAAAUUCUGUAAUAAAUAAAUUGAAAAGUAUUUAAGAGCUGGAUUUUAUCUUAUUUUUUAGGGUUUUAGUAUUUACUCAGUCAUUUGCAUUUGAGGAGGAAUUCUGUUCUGGUAGCCUAACUGUAAAAGUAUGUACUGUCAGACGAACAACCUAAAGUAUGAGAUGGAACAGGCAAACAGAACAUACCAAACUGGACUGAACUUCCCUCUGUCUUGUCGUUCCCCUCCCUCCCCCCCCAGUUUCUUUGGAAACUACAGCAACCAAAGGAUGCUAUCGUUGUCUUGUCUAAGAAUUCACAGCCCAAGUUGGCUGUACAAUGUAUGUGGCCCUGUAAAUGGGAUUUAUAGAAGCAGCAUGCUGAGCAGGGAGGAAACACUGAGGUGAGAACUGCAUCUGGAACCCCUGGGGCUCCAGAUGAUGGGUUCUGACUGGAGUGAGGUAUCCCCCACAGCCUUAUCCCCUUUCUUGGAGGCUGUGGCAGGUAAAGAAGUCGGUUCUUCCCCUGCAGUCAGAGCAGUCACCUCUAUUACAGCUAACACAAGAGGAACCAAAUUGACCCGUGCUCUCUCUUUCUCAGCCAGUGACUAGUACUUUGUGCAAAGGGAAGCAGCUUCAGCAGCAGAUGAGCACACAAGAGGGAGCCCUCUCCCAAUCUGCCCUGUAGUCGGAUGUCCAGUGUUCACCUGGAAGCACAGAUCCCUGCAAACACUCCUGUGUACCAGUUAGCUAGACCGCAGCUCAGUCUCCUAAGGGUAAUAGUAGAACAUUUUGUCACAACAAAAUAGCCUCUUCUGAAAACUGUUGGAGGUCAAAUGUGCUCUGAGUCAUUGUAAUAGCUGGGGUUUAUACCAAAUUGCUGGGGGUAUAUCAACUUCUGGAAUAAUAAAAUCAUUGUUCCUUGUAUCGCACUGUUGCAUUCUUCCUGGCAUACAGAACAGACAUGGUUUAGGCAUCUGCUGUGAACACCAGCUAAGCCCCUGGUGGUACCAGGAUUAACUGGUCAGACCUACUAGAAGGAAGCUCAGCUUCCUUGUUACACUGAUUAUCCUGCAGAUGCGGAUCGCUAUCUAUGCAUUCCAAGGAAUAUUUUUAUACCUUAUGCAGUUUAUACAACAGAACAUGCUAUUAACACUACUAACAAUCUGAUCAGUGUAUAAUCAUUACAUUACUGUGUAUGAUAAAUAAUUCAUUACUUUGUGCUCUAUGAACUGUGAAUGGCAAAUGAAUGCUUGGCUGUAGAUUCUUGUUUCUAUUUAAGAAGUCUCAUUUGUAACAAUUAAUAAAUGAUUAUUUUUGUCUUCUCAAA
Messenger RNA from Strigops habroptila (Kakapo), 3518 nucleotides. RefSeq names its product ankyrin repeat domain 40 (gene ANKRD40). Lineage: Eukaryota; Metazoa; Chordata; Aves; Psittaciformes; Psittacidae. Bases 80 to 1207 code for a protein of 375 amino acids. Gene Ontology annotation, molecular function: protein binding. The record is from RefSeq and is a predicted model, not a curated record. The transcript is spliced from 5 exons.